GAGCUUGGGAUGAGCAGCAUUACUAAAAUUUGGGUGACAUGCAUUUGUGUGUGGGAGGAUCAUAUAAAUACUAUCAGAGGCUCCCAUUAAGCAGCAAUCCCAGAGACACCCGUGUCAGGUAGAACAGAAGGCAACACCAGCAAGAUCACAAUGGCUCCAGCAAGGGUGAUGCUACUCAUCUGUGGCCUGACACUGAUUCUUAACUUGAGCGACAUCUCUGCUUUGAAGAUCGGGGCAUUCAACAUUAGGGCUUUCGGAGACUCAAAGAUAAAAAACCCAGCAGUAUCGUCAGUUCUUAUGAAGAUAUUGCCUCGCUAUGAUAUCGUCGUUAUUCAGGAAGUCAGAGAUGCUGACCACAGCGCGGUGAAGUUACUCAUGCAGAAAAUAAACAGCUUGAACACCGGACCUGUGUAUUCCCAUGUGAUCAGUGACACGUUAGGACGGGACGCAUAUAAGGAGCAGUACCUCUUUGUCUACAGGAAUGACAAAGUGACUGUGCAAGAUUCCUACCACUACCACGACCACUGCAUGUACACUGGAGAAGACACUUUCAGCCGGGAACCUUUUGUGGUCAAGUUUAACGCUCAAGGCACAGUUAUUGAAGACUUUGUGCUGAUCCCACUGCACUCUGCACCCAAGGAUGCUGUUCGGGAGAUAGAUGCACUGUAUGAUGUCUAUGAAGAUGUAUGGAACAAGUGGCAAACUGAUAGCAUGAUUUUCCUGGGGGAUUUUAAUGCUGGCUGCAGCUACGUCACUAAGUCUGACUGGGACAACAUCCGUCUCCGUACCAAUGAGGAAUUUGCCUGGCUAAUCCCCGACUCCACUGAUACCACUGUGGGAAAUACCUGCUGUGCCUAUGAUAGGAUUGUAGUCAGCGGCGCAGACUUGCAGGAGGCUAUAGUCCAAGACUCAGUCCAAGUGUUCGACUUUCAGAAAAAAUACAAACUCACACAGGAGGAGGCUCUCGCUGUAAGUGACCACUUCCCAGUAGAACUGGAGCUGAUGUCGGAUUGAAUCAGAUCACCGUGUACCAGAAGCUAGAAUUCUGUUUCUACAAGGAGAAUUAUAUUACUGUGCCUUCCUGUAACUAAAGCGUAAAUAACACACACAUUUCUGUAUGCAAUGCACUGUUCCAAAGACUACAAAAGAAACAUGAACUUUAACUACUUAUCAAAAAGUCCCACUAUUUGCAGCUAUUUAUUUACCUCACUAAAUCAAUGGAAGGGAGACAGCUAUAGUUGUAUAUUUGAUACGGUCCCCCAGAUAUUGUCUUACUUUAUAAGGUCCGAGCACUCUUAUUGCAGUCCAGGAUGACGUUCGGCUUAAUGAUUGCAUCUUCAUUCUCCAGCCAUCAACAGAACCAUCUAAUUCACUUAAGACCACUACAUGGUGCAGUCCUAUCAAGGUCUAUGGAGAAAGUCAUUGCCAUACAUGAGAUCAAGCUCACAUAAAUAAAUGUAAAUACAGUAUACUAUGGGGCAGAUUUAUUAAGGGUCGAAUUGAAAAUUCAAAUUUUUUUAUGGUCAAAACAGUCAAAUUCG
Messenger RNA from Xenopus laevis (African clawed frog), 1541 nucleotides. RefSeq names its product deoxyribonuclease I-like 2 L homeolog (gene dnase1l2.L). The record is from RefSeq and is a predicted model, not a curated record. Gene Ontology annotation, cellular component: nucleus. The transcript is spliced from 9 exons. Lineage: Eukaryota; Metazoa; Chordata; Amphibia; Anura; Pipidae. Bases 151 to 1014 code for a protein of 287 amino acids. Gene Ontology annotation, molecular function: catalytic activity; DNA nuclease activity; nuclease activity. Gene Ontology annotation, biological process: DNA catabolic process.